Messenger RNA from Orcinus orca (killer whale), 15739 nucleotides. It is a transcript of the gene BRAF, whose product is annotated as B-Raf proto-oncogene, serine/threonine kinase. The record is from RefSeq and is a predicted model, not a curated record. The transcript is spliced from 19 exons. Lineage: Eukaryota; Metazoa; Chordata; Mammalia; Artiodactyla; Delphinidae. Bases 180 to 2480 code for a protein of 766 amino acids. Gene Ontology annotation, biological process: protein phosphorylation; signal transduction. Gene Ontology annotation, cellular component: cytosol; mitochondrion; plasma membrane. Gene Ontology annotation, molecular function: protein kinase activity; ATP binding.
CGCGCCGGGGGCAGCAGGCCGGUUCCCGAGGUGGCCCAGGCGCCCUCCCGCCGCAGGCGCCGCCCGGGCCGUCCCUCCCCGCCGCCCCCCGCCCUCCGCCUCCGCCUCCCCCCGCCCUCCUCCUCCCUUCCCCCUCCCCGCCCAGCAGCGGUCGCUCGGGCCAGGCUCUCGGUUAUAAGAUGGCGGCGCUGAGCGGCGGCGGCGGCGCGGAGCAGGGCCAGGCUCUGUUCAACGGGGACAUGGAGCCCGAGGCCGGCGCCGCGGCCUCUUCGGCUGCGGACCCGGCCAUUCCCGAGGAGGUGUGGAAUAUCAAACAAAUGAUUAAAUUGACACAGGAGCAUAUAGAGGCCCUACUGGACAAAUUUGGUGGGGAGCAUAAUCCACCAUCAAUAUAUCUGGAGGCCUAUGAAGAAUACACCAGCAAGCUAGAUGCCCUCCAACAAAGAGAACAACAGUUAUUGGAAUCCCUGGGGAAUGGAACUGAUUUUUCUGUUUCUAGCUCUGCAUCAACAGACACCGUUACAUCUUCUUCCUCUUCUAGCCUUUCAGUGCUGCCUUCAUCUCUUUCAGUUUUUCAAAAUCCCACAGAUGUGUCACGGAGCAACCCCAAGUCACCACAAAAACCUAUCGUUAGAGUCUUCCUGCCCAAUAAACAGAGGACGGUGGUACCUGCAAGGUGUGGAGUUACAGUCCGGGACAGCCUAAAGAAAGCACUGAUGAUGAGAGGUCUAAUCCCAGAGUGCUGUGCUGUUUACAGAAUUCAGGAUGGAGAGAAGAAACCAAUUGGCUGGGACACUGAUAUUUCCUGGCUUACUGGAGAGGAAUUGCAUGUAGAAGUGUUGGAGAAUGUUCCACUUACAACACACAACUUUGUACGGAAAACUUUUUUCACCUUAGCAUUUUGUGACUUCUGUCGAAAGCUGCUUUUCCAGGGGUUCCGCUGUCAAACAUGUGGUUAUAAAUUUCACCAGCGUUGUAGUACAGAGGUUCCACUGAUGUGUGUUAAUUAUGACCAACUUGAUUUGCUGUUUGUCUCCAAGUUCUUUGAACACCACCCAAUACCACAGGAGGAGGCCUCCUUAGCAGAGACUACCCUUACGUCUGGAUCAUCCCCUUCUGCACCCCCCUCCGAUUCUAUUGGGCCCCCAAUUCUCACCAGUCCGUCUCCUUCAAAAUCCAUUCCAAUUCCACAGCCUUUCCGACCAGAUGAAGAUCAUCGAAAUCAGUUUGGACAACGAGACCGGUCCUCAUCAGCUCCAAAUGUGCAUAUAAACACCAUAGAACCUGUCAAUAUUGAUGACUUGAUUAGAGACCAAGGGUUUCGUAGUGAUGGAGGAUCAACCACAGGUUUAUCUGCCACGCCCCCUGCCUCAUUACCUGGCUCACUCACUAAUGUGAAAGCAUUACAGAAAUCUCCAGGACCUCAGCGAGAAAGGAAGUCAUCUUCAUCCUCAGAAGACAGGAAUCGAAUGAAAACACUUGGUAGACGGGAUUCAAGUGACGAUUGGGAGAUUCCUGAUGGGCAGAUCACAGUGGGACAAAGAAUUGGAUCCGGGUCAUUUGGGACAGUCUACAAGGGAAAGUGGCAUGGUGAUGUGGCAGUGAAAAUGUUGAAUGUGACAGCACCCACACCUCAGCAGUUACAGGCCUUCAAAAAUGAAGUAGGAGUACUCAGGAAAACUCGACAUGUGAAUAUCCUACUCUUCAUGGGUUAUUCAACAAAGCCACAACUGGCUAUUGUUACCCAGUGGUGUGAGGGCUCCAGCCUAUAUCAUCAUCUCCACAUCAUUGAGACCAAAUUCGAGAUGAUCAAACUUAUAGAUAUUGCACGGCAGACUGCACAGGGCAUGGAUUACUUACACGCCAAGUCAAUCAUCCACAGAGACCUCAAGAGUAAUAAUAUUUUUCUUCAUGAAGACCUCACAGUAAAAAUAGGUGAUUUUGGUCUAGCCACAGUGAAAUCUCGAUGGAGUGGGUCCCAUCAAUUUGAACAGUUGUCUGGAUCCAUUUUGUGGAUGGCACCAGAAGUAAUCAGAAUGCAAGAUAAAAACCCAUAUAGCUUUCAGUCAGAUGUAUAUGCAUUUGGGAUUGUUCUGUAUGAAUUGAUGACCGGACAGUUACCUUAUUCAAACAUCAACAACAGGGACCAGAUAAUUUUUAUGGUGGGACGAGGAUAUCUAUCUCCAGAUCUCAGUAAGGUACGGAGUAACUGUCCAAAAGCCAUGAAGAGAUUAAUGGCAGAGUGCCUAAAAAAGAAAAGAGAUGAGAGACCACUCUUUCCCCAAAUUCUCGCCUCUAUUGAGCUGCUGGCCCGCUCAUUGCCAAAAAUUCACCGCAGUGCAUCCGAACCCUCUUUGAAUCGGGCUGGCUUCCAAACAGAGGAUUUUAGUCUGUAUGCUUGUGCUUCUCCAAAAACACCCAUCCAAGCAGGGGGAUAUGAAAAUAACUGUAAUGUGGCAGUCAGUAUAUUCUUACUGUGAACCAGAAUCUUACCGGGAAUCAAAAGUGAAAGAAGCAGCAUUGCUGUCAUCAAAGCAAUCACCGUCUCUACUUCAGAGUCAGCCUAGGGACCAAAGCCAGCCUCUUAAAUACAUCUUCAUUUACUCAGUUUGGAGUUGUGAUGAUAUUAAAUAUAACUGACAGUUCCAGGGUUAUUCAGGGGCACAAAGAUGGCAUUUGCAUAAAUGCCAUCCUUCUUGGAAGCCAAUAAAGAAGAAAAUCGGGAGGACUUUAGUGAUAAUUUAGUCUUGUAAGUAUCACAAAUAAAUUUUUGAAAUAUUUUCUUUAUUUGAAUAAGUUAGAUUUCAUCCGGGGAAACCACUCAGUGAUAAGUUUGGCAUACCUUGUGCCCCCCCAUUUGGGUAUCUUAAGAUAAAUAAUGCCAUUCAUGUUUUUAGAAAUCAAUUCAUGACUUUGAAUGUAGGAAGAGUAGUGAAAAAGAACGUUUAUUGUAUUUUAAAAAAUGAGAAUAAGAAAGUCAUAAAAGAAUGUGACUUAUUCAGAAACAUAAAAGUGUGUGAUUUCUAAAUCUUCCAGUGACGCUAAAGAUGUGAUUAUUAGUAACUAUUAGAUUGGGUUUUAUUUAUUCACAAAUUGAAUAGCAAGCAUGUAGCUAACAAAGUUUUUACAAAUUGACUUGGUCUGUGGAAUGCUCAAAGGUUUGGGCAUUUUGAGGCACAAGAGUCAAAGGAUCUUUUUAUUGACAGAGCUCUUUCAUAAUUCCUCAGCAUACUUUCUUCACUUUUAUCUUCCUUUCUUUGUUCACUCUCUUUUUUUCCCCCCAACACUACCCACACUAAAUACUACCCAGCUCCCCACAUCUGCAUUUGACACUUUUCCUUCCUUUCUUUACCAGUCUCCUUUGCCAGAGGGCAUUUGCUAAACUCUUAGAGCUGCUCAGAAAACUCAUUAUACCAGGGGUCCCCAAUCCCUGGGCCGCACAGCAGGAGGUGAGUGGCAGGCAAUGGAGCGAAGCUUUGUCUGUAUUUACAGCUGCUUCCCAUCGCUCACAUUACCACCUGAGCUCCACCUCCUGUCAGCAUUAUGGUGAAUUGUAUAAUUAUUUCAUUAUAUAUUACAAUGUAAUAAUAAUAGAAAUAAAGUGCACAAUAAAUGUAAUGUGCUUGAAUCAUCCUGAAACCAUUCCCCCGACCCCGUCCGUGGAAAAAUUGUCUUCCACGAAACCGGUCCCUGGUGCCAAAAAGGUUGGGGACCACUGCAUAAUACCAUCCCAUUGACAUUUGAACAUGCCUUCAAAGGACUGCAUAGUAAUUCUCUUCUUUCCAAAUUGGGCCCACUGGAAAUGUUAUUGGGAGAACAUUAAAAAUAGAGCAGGUGAAAUAUAUAAAUAACAUGGAUCUGGAGAAGUAGAAAGCAUUAGAAUGAUACAUGGUAGUUUCCCUUUCUGUUGUUGCUGUUUGUCUGUUUGAUACUGAGUUUUAGAUGUAUUCUCCAAAUAAGAAAAACAUUAUUUUCCUAACCAUGUGUAGAGUUAAUCUUUUUGACUAAGGAAUUGAAACAGAAGGACAUUCAUUAUCUUGCAGCUGACGGCUUCUUUCCUAAAACCUGAAGCCUCAGAUCUUUUCAUUAAAGUUGAUAUCCUUCUUCAGAAGGCAGCCAUUUUAUAAAAUUUGUUUUACAUUUUAAAAGUUUUACCAGUCAGUGAUGAGGAAUGAGGUUUGUCUUCUUGGUUUUAAGUAGUUUAGGGAUCACAGCAUUUAACUCAAAUACUUCAGGUUUGUUUGUUUUCGGAUAUUACAGGAUUGUACCAACCAUUUAAAUACUAAACUAGUAGUUAAAGUCAUUCUCUUUAAAAUAGUGACUAUUUAACACACUUGCUUAUUAAAUGGCCUUUCUCUCAAGUAGAUCACACUCAAUUUAAGGAAAUGAUCUGCCUUUUUUUUUUAAGUGUUAUGAAAAGAGUAUUUCAUGACUAAAACGUUUUGUCAGUUAUAGUCUUAUUUGAGAAUUACUGAACAUUUCUAUGGUACUUUUUCUUUUACUAAAUAUUUCAUCUCUCCUGUGAUCAUUUCUCUAAGAAUUUUAAGAAGUCCAGUGUGUCUCUGGCAGAAUGUUCCUCAUCCUUUAGAAACUGCCUGAAAGGUCACCACAAAAAAAGAAUGGGACUUAUUCUAGUUUCAAAUGACUGCCCCCCUACAUCUAAGACAGGGAUUUAUUUACGUACAAAAUAACGUGUUAGAUUUUUCACAGCAUAUUUAAUCUUUAAGGAAUUCUUUAUCAAAUUAUAUGUGUAACAGCCACUGAAAUACAUUUAAUUCUAGAAUUAAGGGUGAUUAGUAAUAUCUUAAAACUAGUUAAUCAAGUCCUUAGCUUUCAAAUUAACAAAGCAUGAUAUUGGAGGUGUCUGAAAUCUUGGGAUCUUCCCAAGUGUUCUUUGCCCCAUUCCUUAAUAAAGUCAAAUGGAAAAUAGAGCUUAGGUUAUUCUCAGCCAAAAAGGAGGUUAUUUAAAAAGUUUCAUUUUGGCCUCUGCUUGAUUUUUUGGUUAAUAAUUAAAUUAUUUUAAAGUCAGAAUAUCUAGAUGUUUCACUUCAAACAACUUCACACAAGCAGAGUUGGCUCUUACCUCAAAUAAAAUAGGGUAGGAGUUGGGAUAGUAGAGAUUUCCUGAUAUGCAAGGAGGAAUAAGCAAGAAAAAAAAAAUUUUUUUUUCCAAUAGCAGAUCCAUCUCCUGUUACCCUGUCUUUUCCUUAAAUUUUCUGUGAUUUCAGGGACAUAUGUAGAAGGAGUUUUAUUUUAUUGCUUUCUAAACUAUGAGUCCUUUUUGUCUUUUUUUUUACCCCCCUGGACCUGAAGUCUGAUUAUGAAAAGAACCACAUUCCAUUAGAAGCAGUAGACUCUGGUAGCGAGAUCUUUAGUGUUUGCUUUAUUGGUAUUUGAUUUGGAGUUUGUUGGCAAGAUUUUGUGCUUUGGGGGGUUGUUUUGUGUGUUUGUAUUUUUAAGGCUAAUAUUUAAGUUUGUAGAGAACACUGUUAAAUGAAAUGGAGUGUCUAAUUGUAAUAAUGAGUAGGAAACAUCUGAAGAUUUUUUUAAGUUAUUUUUAACAUGGUAUAUAAGAUUUGGGCUUAGAGUUUAUCAUUUUCUGAUAUUUUCUCACUUAAUAGAUGAAUUCUAGCCAUUUUUUAUAAAGAUUUCUGUUAAGCAAAUCCUGUUUUCACAUUGGCUUCCUUUAAGGAGUUUUAGGUUCUGUUAGAUACAGUGACUACUCAUAAAAACUGUCGAAAAUUGCUUUUAAGAAAUGUAUUAAAAUACUUCUGAAAAAAUAGCAACCAUAAAACCAUAAGCAAAGAUAAUAAGGAUUUUUAUGUAUUUCUAGAGUCUCUGUUAACAUAAUAGCCUCCUAUGAUUAUGCUCUAAAUGUUUUACUCUCCAGGGUCUUAGUAAUUUGACUUUUUUUUCUUCCAAUCAGUGCCAAUUUCCCCAGUUCUUUUAACUUUAAAUAUGAAGGGUAAUAAAUGUUUUACCCUUCCUUGAUCUUUUGACUCAAAAUACCUUGGUUAAUUGUUGAAAGGAAUCCUUAGAUGGAAAGAGAUAGUAUCGCUGUCUGCAGUCCAAUUAGUAGUUGUAUUCAGAACAGGAAAGCAAAUUAUUAAUUAUUGAAAAUCAUUUAGGGGGUCUGUUAAUUGUUAAGACCUUGGACUUUGGAGUCAGCACCUGGCUUUACAUUCCAACUCUGCCAUUUUCUGGCUGUGAGAUUUCUGGCAAGUUACUUAAAAUCCCAGCUUGCUCCUCUAUAAAUUAAAGAGAAGUAAUAGUACCUGCUUCAUAGAGUUAUUAUGAGGAUCAGAUGCAAAUGUGUAUAGUGUUGAGUGAGGCAUCUGGUAUACUAUAAUAGACACUCGAGUAGUUGCUAAUAUUAUCAGCAUACAAUCUGAGGGUUCAGUCAGCCAGUCGUUAGCAAUCCAUUGUUUGUUGGAACAUGCCAGUGUUCUCUGGUACACCAGUUGAAAUCGAACAGCAAUCAGAAAACAUAGAUUAUUCCUCGAUUAAACAGUGUAUUCAUAUAAAUGAUUGCUUGGAUCCUCAUCAGAAGCUAUGUUACAGAAAAAUGAUGUUAAGGCUCACUAAAUUCUGAUAGCUGUCAGUUAUCAACCAACCCCCAGAAAUUAACUGUGGUGUAUUUAAUAAGAGGAACCCUAGUUUGAAGUAGAAGCUGUGGACAAAAUAGUAGGUGAAAAAUAAGGCAUGAAGCCCCCAAAUUCAGUAAGCAAAAGAGUGCAGUACCUCAGAGGGUCUUUGUGGUUAAAAACAUUUUUAUGCUGAGAAUAAUGUUCAUUGACAUGUGCCUAUAAGUAAUUUUUUGGUAGUUUAAAAGGUGAAAUGAACUACAAAUGGGAGAGGUCUGAACUUCCUUUCCUUCGUUCAAAUGUGUGAUGUGGACAGAUCAUUUGACCUGUGAAUUUUAUCUUUUACAAAAUGAGAAUAAUUCCUGCUUCUUCCUUCCUAAUAGUGGCAUUAUAAUAAUGAAAAUGAGUUGAUAAUUUAGGUGGGAAGUGUUCUACAAAUCAGCCUUACUGUUUUACCGUCAGUUACUGAGAAGUUUUGUUCAUUGGAACUGUUUCAGCUUGAUUAGAAUCAUAGCAUGUAAAACCCAACUGGGAAAUUAUCUACAGACUUAAUAUCCUAUAUAAGUUGUCGUCUUUCAUGGUUACAGCCUUUUUUACUUUUAAAUUAGUGAUGUCGUUGCUAGAUUUGUAACAUAUAGCUAGUCACCUUUCAGUGAGGUUUCCAUGAGGCUUUUCUGUGUCUCUAGGUUAUUUGAGAUAACUUUUUUAAAAUUAGCUCUUGUCCUCCCUCUACAGGAGAAUUUGCAGCCUUCAAGUAGCCACACCAUCAUGACAGCAUCUACUCUUAUUUAAGUCUUGUGUUCGUACAAUUUGUUAACAUCAAAACACAGUUCUGUUCCUUAACUCUUUUUAAAGAUAAAAAUUUUCAAUGCAUAAGCUGGUGUGGAACAGAAUGGAAUUUCCCAUCCAACAAAAGAGGGAAGAAUGUUUUAGGAACUAGAAUUCUCUGCUGCCAGUGUUUCUUCUUCAACACAAAUACCACGUGCAUACAAGUCUGCCCACUCCCAGGAAGAAAGAGGAGACCCUGAGUUCUGACCUUUUGAUGGUCAGGCAUGAUGGAAAGAAACUGCUGCUACAGCUUGGGAGAUUUGCUCUGGAAAGUCUGCCAGUCAACUUUGCCCUUCUAACCACCAGAUCAAUAUGUGGCUGAUCAUCUGAUGGGGCAGUUGCAAUCACCAAGCCUCGUUCUCUUUCCUGUUCUGGGAUUUUGUUGUGGAGCUCUUUCCCCUAGCCACCACUGGUUAAUUUCUGAGGGAUGGAACAAAAAUGCAGCAUGCCCUUCCUGUAUGGUGCAUGUUCAGUCCUUGAUAAAUUUUUACCAAAAUGAAGCUAUUUUAUUUAAAUGGAGGGUGAGAGAUGAGGAGGUAGGUUUUGGUGUAGAGGAAAAGGGAAUGCUGCAUCUUUUUCCUGACCUGCUGGGUCUCUGGCCUUUGUUUCCUCGCUCACUCAGGCUCUGCCUGGCGGGCAGACUGGAAGCUCUGGCGCACAUUGCCUUCUUUUCCCAUUGGGUCCAGCAAUGAAGACGAGUGUUUGGGGAUUUUUUUUCUCCACGAUGUAGCAAGUUCUCAGGAAAAUACAAUUGAUAUCUUCCUCCUAAGCUCUUCCAGUCACCAAUUACUUAUGUGGCUACUUUGUCCAGGGCACAAAAUGCCUGUAUCUAAUUAAAAGCCUACAAAACUGCUUGAUAACAGUUUUGAAUGUGAGACAUUUAUAUAAUUUAAAUGUAAGGUACAAGUUUUAAUUUCUGAAUUUCUUCUAUUAUAUUUUUAUUAAAAACAAAAUAAUUUUCAGAUUUAAUUGAAUUGGAAUAAAAUAAUACUUCCCACUAGAAUUAUAUAUCCUGGAAAAUUGUAUUUUUGUUAUAUAAACAACUUUUAAAGAAAGAUCAGUAUCCUUUUCUCUACCUAAAUAUAUGGGGAGUCUUAGCAUAAUGACAAAUAUUUAUAAUUUUUAAAUUAAUGGUACUUGCUGGAUCCACACUAACAUCUUUACUAAUAUCUCAUUGUUUCUUCCAACUAACUCCUGCACUACAUCCUACAUUUUCUUUCUAGUCUUUGAUCUAGCAUAUGCAACCUCAAAUAAAAAUGGUGGUGUCUCCAUUCAUUCUCCUCCUUCCUUUUUUCCCAAGCCUGGUCUUCAAAAGGUUGGUUAACUUUGGCAGCCGAGUCCCCCAGGCAGAGAAUAGAGCAAUUUUAGGUGUAUUGGGACUGAGGGAGGAUGUGAAAAGCCUGACAUCAGUUGUUUUUAUAGAAAGAACUGCUGUGGUAUUAAGAACUUGUUCCUUAUCUUUAUAAAUGGGGAAUAUAACCUAGUCAUAACUUCCCUUGACCUUUACUGAAGUGUGGUAUAAAUCACAGUAGUAGCAAAGAAAGUGACUCUGGAUGUAUUAAUGGCAAAUACCCCCCUUAUCAUGAAUCUGGACUCUUAUCAAGAUUUAGGAAUGUAAAUCAAACGUACCUAGCCCAACCAAGCUAUGUAGUGAAGGACCUGAAAGAAAUUAGACAGGACCUAUAAAAUAAAUCAGGGAAUUAGAAAUUAUUUAAAGUUUUCAAAUUGUAAAUUGCCCCGCUAUUUUUCAGCCUAUUAAAGCUUACUGUCAUUAGAUGAUUUCUUGCUACGUUACCUAUAUUCAGAGGAAGGCCUGUUGAAAAUUCCAUGGACUUGUAAAAGAUUGUCCCAGUAAAAUGGGAAAUAAUCCUCAAGUUAUUAACGAGUUUGAAAAGCAGUGUGUUCUUUAGUCUUUCGUGAGCAGAGCAGUAUCUUACAAAAUUGAGAAAUUGCAAGAAUGAAAAUGAUUUGUGCUGAUUUGAAGAGCAUCUUGUGUGCAUAAUGCUGCCUCUCUUUUAAAAGCAUUGUUUAUUUUUCUUUUUAAAUAUGUCCCCACAGAUGCUUUUGAACAUGCUUGUGUUACCUUUUCCUAGAUUGGAGAGAGCUGGGCUUGAACAGUAGGCGUGUCCUGCCGGAGCUUCUAGUGCAGGACUCCCUCCCUGAGCACGGCAGGAGCCAGCACAGGAGCUAGUUAUGGAGGGAGCUUAGCAUUGGAGUUUUCAACACAAAAUUCAAGGUGAUUAAACACUGUUUUCUUCCCUUUCUUUUUAGAAUACAUUGCUAUCUCAUUUGAAAAAUCUCAUUUCUUAAAUGAAGCUGUGCCCAGAAGCCAGGCUCAGGGUAUUCUUGAGAGAUUUGUAUAGAGCCCUUAAAAAAUAAAAAUAAAAUUUUAGCAUUUCCCUUUUCUUCCUUUUCUCCAUUAAAUACUUUUUCUCUAGUUUACAAAUGGCAUGGAAAAGGAAUUUCCCCUGAGUUUUACAUGCUUUUUUUGAUGCUUAGACUACAGAUAGACUUGAGCUCCUAAGAAAAUACAAGGGAAGAACUCCUUGUUUGUUGUGCAGUGCACUUUAUGAGUAGUUUGUAUCGAUAUUAUGUGGCUGCUUUACUGACAGGCUUGUAAGGCUGCACUUAUCUGUCUUUCCUGUAAGGCGGCUGCAGUGCCUUCUGUAGUGUAUUUUAUUUUGGAUAAGGAGAGGUGACACCUUCUGAAAAAUUUCAGAGUAACCAUAAAAGAUUGUUUUAAAGUAUGUAGUAUUCCUGAUGGACUUUUUCAUCAUUAAACUAGUCUAGGGUCUAAACUUUUACCACUGAAAUAAUAUUGACCAAAAAGUAAUUUAUAAAAGGGAUUUUGUGAAUAGAAAAUCCACUGUAAUCAUUUGUACUUAAGUGCACUCUUAAAAGAAGAUUCUGUCACGCUGUCAAACUCUGGUUCCUUAACAUCCAAUCCCUGGUUGUGUUUGCGAUCUGGUAGGACAUGCUAAGGCAAGCUAGAAGAUAAAAUCCCAUAUACUUUAGUAUACGUGUUAUAUUUAUGUCAGUGUUGGAAAAGAAAGAGCAGUUACUUAGUAAUAAAGAUCCAAGACUUCAACACUGUCAACAUGAAACUUUGUAAAUAUUUCCUAGAUUCUUGUUUGGUGCGGUCACAGCUCUUUAUCACACAAUGUUAUCUUUUACUCAUCAGGCAAUUUUGGAACUGCUGCACACCCCUCCUCAGAUCUCACCUGCCCCUCCCGUACAUUCACCUCUCCAGCCUUGUGCACACCUCAUUUAGCUUUACUUUGAAACACAUUGCAGGGUUCAGGUGACCUCUUCUAAAACUACCUCCUCAGAAUGAGGUAAUGAAUAGUUAUUUAUUUUAAAAUAUGAAAAGUCAGGAGCUCUAGAACAUGAAGAUGAUUUAAGAUUUUAACUUUUAUGUGUACUUGUAUUUGAGCCUUCUCAUUUUGUCCUAAAGGGCAUUAUACAUUUAAGCAGUAAUACUGACAAAUGUAGCUCAGAGUAUCUGAAUGUUGUUGAAAGUGAUACCAGAAUCUCUUUAGGGGUACGUUUCAGAAUUUUUAACCUUAUAUCGGUUGCAUGAAAUUAAAUAGUUAAUGGUAACACUUCACUAACAGUGAUAUAAUUUUAAUUUUUGGUAGGCUUAGCAAGACAGUACAUCUUCAUAAUGAGUUAGCCGCAGCUUCAUCACAUGCACAGAUGCUCCUGUAGAGAGACUGCCCAGUUAAGAGGGUAGAAUGAUGACCCAUUUUGCAAGUUUCUCUUCUUUGUCCAAAUUGGCAUUCUUUGUGCUAGAAAAUCAGCACUUUGAGAAUAGCAAUUUCAACCAUUAGACUAGUAAAAAGCAAAACAAACAAAAAAACCAUAGCCAGACAUGGAAAGUUUACUGUGAGUAUAAACAGCAAAUAGCUUACAGGUCAUACAUUGAAAUGGUGUAGGUAAGGCUCUAGAAAAAUACCUUGACAAUUUGCCAAAUGAUCUUCCUGUGCCUUCAUGAUGCAAUAAAAAAGCUAAAAUUUUAGCAGAAAUCAGUGAUUUGUGAAGAGAGCAGCCACCCUGGUCUAACUCAGCUGUGUUAAUAUUUUUUAGCGUGCAAUUUAGACUGCAAAGAUAAAUGCACUAAAGAGUUUAUAGCCAAAAUCAUGUUUAAAAAAAUGAGAAAACACACAGGUAAAUUUUCAGUGAACAAAAUUAUUUUUUUAAAGCACAUAAUCCCUAGUAUAGUCAGAUAUAUUUAUCACAUAGAGCAAAUAGGUUGAAAUCAUAAUUCAGUGACAUUUCUAGAGAAACUUUUUCUACUCCCAUAGGUUCUUCAAAGCAUGGAACUUUUAUAUAACAGGAAUGUUUGACAGACAUUUUAAGAAAUUGCUGUAGUUUAGGGUUGAAGUUACUAUAUGCUGGGCAGCAGUCAUAUGUAUUAACUAGUGAGAAGGAUGAAAUUAACAUAUAGGACAGAAUUUGAUUUUCUCAGUUCCCAUAGUACUGCUGCCAACCUAGACACUGAUUUUCCAGAGUUUGAAAUAUAAACUUGCCUCUCAGGAUUUGUUUGCAAAUUAAGUGGGACUGUCUUGCUAAUGCUCUGGGGGCCAGGUGGAAUCUCCAAGGGCUCCUCUAUGAGGGGACAUAAGGCUGGCGGGUGUGAACUGGACACACUCCAUGGUGUGCUUCUAGUAUCUUGAUUCCUUGCCACCCCCAAGAAAGGCUUCAGCAAGUUCUCUAGACGUUUCACUAAGGAGUAUUACUAAUGCCCAUAGGUUGUUGAGCACCCGAGGGGUGCAGUAGCAUCUCUGCCUGAUUGUAUAUUGGCCCCCAGAGGAGAGUGAAGUGGCCAGUGUACUCAUAUUCCAUGUUGCUAGCUCUGGUAAAUUGAAAAUACUGGUAAGAUUUUUGUUUUAUUAGUACACUAGAGAGUAAGCUUUGUUUUGUUGUUUGAAGAUAAUCAAUUUUCACUUCUGUUUGGGAAAACAUUUAAAUUGAAUUUCAGUCCUAAAUUGUGCCAGUUGUGGCAAUUAACAGUUUCUAUCAGGUGUUUUUAAUGUAGAAGAGGACAGAAACUAAGUCCUAAAAUCUUAAAUUAAGGUAACUGGUUUAUUUUAGAACGCUUAGGGGUGGUUAGUCUCUACCUCAAAAAAUUGAUUGAGUGUAUCAUUUAUUUCAGUAUCCACAAUUUCAGCUGUUGUUCUUGUAAUACUUUUUUUUAACAUUUUGACCCCCUUUACCCAACUGUUAACUUAGUCUUAUUACUAAAUCAGUUUCAUUAAAAUGUUUAAUUUUAUUUAGCAGUUUUGACUAAUUACAAUGAUAUAACCAGUUGUGCAUGAGGACACAGCCAGUGAGUGUAUCUGGGUUUUUUUGUGAUGCUUUUUUUUCUUAAGAAUUCUGUAGGUUGAAGUACUCUUUGAAAACAAAGAACUAAAAUAUGUUUAUUCAUGUUAGCAUAAAAAAAAAAGAUUUGUGCAAACCAUCUGCUUCUCCUGGCAGGCUGAGCACAUUGUCCAGCACCCGCGAGUGGCUGGUUCUCAUCACAGAAUCUUUGUAGGGAAUUGGGCAUGAAAUUCACUGAAGAGGUGGAGCAGAGGAAGUGUUCUGUUUACAGGAGUGGAGAUAGGGCUUAUGAGUAAGUUGCUUAGUAAGUUGGUUUUGUUUUGAGAAUUAUUGUGUUACAUUUGUGUGUUAAGCUUUUUUUAACCCACUUGUGUUUUGGUGGAGUAUGUGUUACAUAAGAGGAAACGUCAGACUAGCAUAAGCAACAAAGCUCACAGUCUAGGCACAGGUGUAGACAAAAUGGACCAAAAUGGGAGGGGGGAGGGUAUGGGAGUAAGUCUAGGGGUAGGGAAGAAUUGAUGUGAGGGUGGGAAAUAAACUAUAAUUACCUGAAAUAAAAUGUUAAGAGUGCAAUAAGUGUGCUUUUUAUUCUAAGCUGUGAACGGGUUUUUUAAAAAAUCAUUCCUUCCUAAUACAUUUGCCUGUGUUCUGUAGCUGAUUAAAACCAGCUAUGUAAACAUAUAAUGCCUUUUUAUUCAUGUUAAUUACCAACAUAAAUGGCUAACCUUUAUGUCUUAUUUAUCUUCAUGUUAUGUUAGUUUACAUCCAGGGGUGUGUAUGUGUGUGUAUGCUGUAAAUUUUCCCUCCUUCGUUUGAAAACGCCUUUGUUGGGUCCUGUGUGUUUCCUUUGGCCAUGCCACAGGUUAUAGUCUCGGCUUGGCCUUCAUAUCGCCUGAUUUGAAGGACUCUAUCACAGUGACAUAGCUCAUUCAUUUGUUGUGCACUCUGACCCUUUCCUCACUCAGCAGUUGCUGUUUCUUCUAAAAUAUGAGUGUACAACUAUGAGGAGAUUGAAAUUAACUGUUUAACAUAUGUCCCUUUGAAUUCUAUUUAGUAGUUAUGAUUGCUCUUUGGUUUGGACCAAGAAAAAGGAAAUCCGCGCCCCACCCCCACCCCCCGCCUUUCACUUAUUUCUCGGUUUGAGGACAAUUCUUCUGUAAGAGAGGGGAAAGGGAAAUCCUUCAUGUUUUAACUGCAGUGAGUUAAUGGCCCCUGGUUUACUCCAAACCUUAUGGCGAUUCACAUUCACAUUCCUCUCCUCUCUUGCUGCCAGAGGUUUGGGUUUAGUUCACUUCAGUUCCGCUCAAGCAUUGAAAAGGUUCUCAUGGAGUCUGGGGUGUGCCCAGUGAAAAGAUGGGGACUUUUUAAUUGUCCACAGACCUCUCUAUACCUGCUUUGCGAAAAUUACAAAGGAGUAACUAUUUUUAAAGCUUAUUUUUCAAUUCAUAAAAAAAGACAUUUAUUUUCAGUCAAACGGAUGAUGUUUCCCUCUUGUCCCUUAAUCCUCAGUGUUUGCUUGAAUUUUUUUUUUUUCAAUUCUUCCCCAUCCCCGCUUCUUGAUACUUUGGGUUCUCUUUCCUGCUCAGGUCCUUUCACUUGUAUUUUGGAGUUUUUCUCAUGUAAAUUUGUACAAUGGAAAAUAUUGUUCAGUUUGGAUAGAAAGCAUGGAGAAUUAAAAAAAAGAUAGCUGAAAUUCAGAUUGAAGAAAUUUAUUUCUGUGUAAAGUUAUUUAAAAACUCUGUACUAUAUAAAAGGCAAAAAAGUUCUAUGUACUUGAUGUGAAUAUGCGAAUACUGCUAUAAUAAAGAUUGACUGCAUGGAGAAGUCUUUAUCAAGAUCAUUUUUCUAGCACUGUCACAUUCAAUAAUGGAAGUAGGGCUUUUGACGGUCAGUUCUAUCAGGCAGUGGAGGAACUAAGAAGUGUACAUUGUUUCCAGUUACCGCUUGGUGGGCAGAGGUAUUUAUGAGAAAUAUUUUAAAAGUAAAUUGUCAAGAUGAAUACCUAGUACAUUGCACCGGCUACACUUUUGUAGUAGAGUUUUUUAUCUGGUGUUGGUGAUUAUUCUCAAGCAUUUUAUGAUGCUGUGAUCUGACUGUUCCCCUCCAGUGGCUCAAAUGAAGUGUGUGCUGUAAUAGAGUCGUUUAAGUAGUAGUCUGUAGAAGUUCCAUUUUCUGAACUUUGGUAUCUUUCAAACUUUUUUGACACAACUUCCAGUAAUACAUUUUCUAUAGGAACACAGACAGUACACACAAAUACAUAUAUUUGAAACUAUGCACUCCUGUUUUACACUUCUUUUUUUUUUUUUUUUAAUGCUGGCUACCUUCCCCCAUGAGUUGAUUUUAUGCAUUUGAUUUCAUAAAGCUUGAAAGACACCUAGAAUAUCAUCAAGGCUAUGUCAUAUUACCAGGCAGUUUCCAGAGGAGAGGUAAACAAUUUUAAGACUUUACCUGGAAACCCUAUGUCUGAGAAAAAUAUAAACAGAAAAGUCUUCAAGAUGGUACAUAUUUGAGGAAUCUGGUUUCUGGUCUUCAUGCCUCUCCAGCAAAUCAUAAAAUGCUGUUGAGACAAGUAUUUUCUCUGAACUGCAGUUUUCUCAUCUGAAAAAUGUAAUUCUGUAAUAAUUACAGAAACUCAUUUUUAAAUAACCUUCAUACAUGAUUACAGUAGGGUAAUUGUGGAUUCAUUUCUUAAUGCAUCAUUCUAUAAGUUUUCCUUAAAAUUUAGUCCAGAAUUAUGAAACUUUUAAUUAUUGUGAUAAAAUUCUAUUAUAAAGAACCCUACCAUACUAGCUCUUCUGAAAUUUUAUCAGGGGCUGUAGUAAUUGGGCCUACUGUCUGGGCUGUGUAGUUCUCCUAGAUUCGUAAAAUGUUAGAGCCAAAAGAGUUCUUAAAGAUUACAUGGUUUAGGGACUUCCCUGGCAGUCCAGUGGUUAGGACUUUGCACUUCCACUGCAGGGGGCCCAGGUUCAAUCCCUGGUUGGGGAACUAAGAUCCCACAAGCUACG